AGCGGGAUGGCUUCUAUUCUAUAAGAUUGCAAAGGACGUAAAAAGUGAAUGAGAGAGAGAGAGAGAGAGAGAGAAUUUAAUUCCUUCCCAACCCACAAGAAGAAACUCACAUGAAUUAAAACAAGCUUUAAGAAGGAGACAAGUUGCUUUUUAACUUCAUUCCCUUCUUCUUUCUUUUUUUUUCCCCUUUUCUUUUCUCUCCCUCAUCUGUCACUUUCUCUCUCUUCCCAAGAGAGAUAUCGUUGUAGUUGGAGUGCAUAUAGUUUAGGUGACAGGAGAAAGAUAUAGAUCUCGUGUCGAGUGGUAUAUGGGAAGUGUGAGGAAAAGCGAGACGGAGGAAAAAAAAGCGAAGAACAGGAAAUCAUGACUUGGUGCAAUAAUGACAAUAAGAGUGAUGAGCAGAGAAAUGAGAGCGCAACCUCACCACCGCCAUCCAACAACAAGGCCGGUGUUGUUGCCAAGAGGCCUCCAGUGUUCAGGACUUGUCCUUCCUGCGGGCAUGAAUUUGAAAUCCAGGACCAGACUGGGAUUCAGGAAUUGCCAGGGCUGCCGGCUGGAGUCAAGUUCGAUCCAACGGAUCAAGAGCUGCUCGAGCAUUUGGAAGGGAAGGUGCGGCCUGAUGCUCGGAAGCUUCACCGCUUGAUCGAUCAGUUCAUCCCUACCCUUCAGGGAGAGAACGGGAUUUGCUACACCCAUCCAGAGAAAUUACCAGGCGUGAGCAAAAACGGCAUGAUCCGCCACUUCUUUCACCGGCCCUCCAAAGCGUACACGACCGGCAACAGGAAGAGAAGGAAGGUCCACACGGACGAGGAAGGCGGCGAGACAAGGUGGCACAAGACGGGCAAGACCCGCCCGGUCUUCAUGAAAGGAGAGCUCAAGGGCUACAAGAAGAUACUUGUGCUCUACACCAACUAUGGGAAGCAAAGGAAGCCAGAGAAGACCAAUUGGGUGAUGCAUCAGUACCACCUUGGCAACAAUGAGGAAGAGAAAGAAGGUGAGCUGGUGGUAUCAAAGGUCUUCUACCAAACACAGCCAAGGCAAUGUGGUUCGCUCAUGAAAGACUCAUCAUCACUUAAGCUGAAUGGACCGAGCGGGCACGAGAAUGCUAAUCUCAAGAACAAUCCUGCCCUGGUGGAGUACUAUAACUCUUCUUACAUAUCUUUUGACCAAGGAAGCCAAAAUAGGGCAAGCUCUCAACAUCAGAUGAUCCCUCGCCAUUUUGCAGUCCAUGGUGGGUCUUCUUUUGUCUCUUGAACAUACAUUUGAGGAAACCCAGAAAACGAAGAGUAUAUUAUGCAAUGCUUUUAACUUAAAGUGACAUACUGACGUAAUAUUAUCAAUCCCACCGAAUGAUGAUAUUUCAUGAGCAUGACACUUGGUUGUAAGCAUUGCAUUGAUAUAUUCUUCUUCUUUUAUUUGAAAGUAAGGGGACUAUUGUUGAAUGCAUUAUGGAAUGGCUAAAGUAGAAUGCUAGAACCAAUCAUUGAAGAAUUGAUGGAAUAAGUUAAUAGGCAUUAUGUGACUCCAAAUUCUGGUGGAAAAGGUAGGGGAGGAAUAAGGAAGGUCUGUCAGAUGAAGGCUACAAGAGGUAGAUUCUUCUAUGUGGUCAUACAUAUAUACAUCUGAUGAUUCUUAGGGCUGCUUUUACAUUUUAUAUAUUUUUUGCGAACUUUAUGCUUAGGCGUAUGCUUUGUACAGUGUCCAGGUGUGAGUUUCAUGUGGUCCAUGCCCCUUUUUGAGGGACAGAACUAUUAAUGUUAUGUAACUGUACAAAGCUUAUUCUUGCCUCAAAGUAAUUGGACACCUCUACCUCUUUUUUUCCCUUUA
This is a messenger RNA of Eucalyptus grandis, 1827 nucleotides long. RefSeq names its product NAC domain-containing protein 73. Gene Ontology annotation, molecular function: transcription cis-regulatory region binding; DNA-binding transcription factor activity. Gene Ontology annotation, cellular component: nucleus. Lineage: Eukaryota; Viridiplantae; Streptophyta; Magnoliopsida; Myrtales; Myrtaceae. Bases 364 to 1254 code for a protein of 296 amino acids. Gene Ontology annotation, biological process: regulation of DNA-templated transcription. The transcript has 3 exons. The record is from RefSeq and is a predicted model, not a curated record.